AUGCCGUCUUAUCUCAUCACCGGAACAUCCCGAGGCCUCGGUUUCGAGUUCGUUCGGCAGUUGUCUUCUGACUCAAACAAUACCGUCAUUGGUUUUGUCCGCAACAAAAAGGCAACUGAGGAGAAGAUUCAGCGCGAAUUACCUGGACGAUCCAACAUUCACACCAUCCAAGGCGAGAUCCAAAACCUGGAAUCCGUAAAGAACUUGGUGAAUGAGGUUGCCAAGAUCACCGGUGGUAGCCUUGACUACAUCAUCGCCAACGCUGCACUUCAAUCCGAAUGGUCAGCCCAUAACCCCAUCGGCGUUCUGGGCGAGGAACCAGAAAGACUUGAGGAAGACAUGCUCGAGUCCUUCAAGAUCAACACCCUCGGGAAUAUCCACCUGUUCAACCUAGCCCUGCCACUCAUCCGCAAGGGCCAAGCCAAGAAAAUCAUCGCCAUCUCAUCGGGCAUGACCGAUCCGGACUUUAUUACAAACUUCUCCAUCACUGAUGGAGCCCCUUACACAAUCAGCAAGGGCGCACUGAACAUCGCCAUUGCCAAGUUUGAUGCCCAGUAUAGGAAGGAGGGUAUCUUGUUUAUGGCUAUCUCUCCUGGUCUUGUUGCCACCCAGGACACGUCCAACUACACCGAAGAACAGCUUCAGGGAGUUCGCGACAUGGUGGCUGCUUUCAAAGGCUACGCCCCUCACUGGGAAGGGGCAAUUUCUCCUGAAGAGUCUGCUACCGCAGUUCUCUCUGUCAUCAAUAAGGCCAGCAUUGAGGCUGGUAAUGGAGGUUCUUUUGUGUCCCACUACGGGAACAAGCAGUGGCUUUAA
Molecule: messenger RNA, 816 nt
Organism: Fusarium redolens
Lineage: Eukaryota; Fungi; Ascomycota; Sordariomycetes; Hypocreales; Nectriaceae
Exons: 5
Coding region: 1-816 (271 amino acids)
Molecular function (GO): oxidoreductase activity, acting on the CH-OH group of donors, NAD or NADP as acceptor
Source: RefSeq, a predicted model, not a curated record